Molecule: messenger RNA, 2930 nt
Organism: Microbotryum saponariae
Lineage: Eukaryota; Fungi; Basidiomycota; Microbotryomycetes; Microbotryales; Microbotryaceae
Source: the annotation of a GenBank genome assembly
AUGACGACCCUCUCAAGCGAUCCACCACCGAUACGAGACGAUGACGAGGCACCGCCGCCUUCGACAAAGCCCUCAUUCUCGUUCUCGUCGUCAUCGUCAUCGUCGGCUCCCUCCAUCGACCCUGCUUCCUCGUCCCUCUUUGCAGCGUCGUCAGCAUCUUCGUCCUCAACGAUUGGUAUCCUCUCUGAUUCAUCCUCAACACCCUGCCACGCCGAGAUAUUCCAGCUCAUCGCAUCAGGUUCGACAACCGCCCCCUCAACGAACGACCCGAACCUCUCUCUCCGACCGCGACACGAACGCAUACCCAUCGAACUCGAUUCCGCAGCCUACGAACAAGCCGUACGCGACGGCGACGUUGCCGCGCCCGAAGACGAACCCCAUACAUUAUCAGAAUACAAGGCCUUCGAAGGACCCGUCAGGAGGCUCUCUAUUUUCAGGACACUGUUCGAUUCGAUCCCUAUACCCACUUCUCCACCGACUUCACCUGUCGCUUCGACGUCGACCCUACCGGAUGCUUCCGCGCAGGCUACUACCGCUUCGUCUCCUUCUUCUCCUUCCGCGCCUACAGCACUACAACAGGCUGACCAGCACGCGCGCGAUCGCAAGACGUACGCGAGGGAGCUAUGGUGCAAAUGCAAUGACGUGCCGGCCGGAGCAUCCCUCAAUUCCGCCCUCGCCGCAUCGACAGCAACGACGGCACCACCGCAAGGUGCAGACACUCCUCUCCGAACAGCGUCUACCUCACCAGAGUCGACCAAAACGCUUCGAUCCCAACCUUCAGCCCCCAUCGCCUCCGCCGCAGCGCGUUGGACCGCGUUCGAGAAGUACGCCGAAGAAAAGGAGAAAGAACUGUGGAAGGUCUUUGUCGAAUUCGAUAGCGACCGGGAUAUGAAACUGCGCGUUCCCGAGGUCCGACAGGCGUGCAAGAGAGCCGGGUUGGAGAUCAUGGAUGGGACGUUGGACGAUUUCAUGAAGACCGUUGAUAAGGAUGGCGAUGGAGCCAUCUCGUUCGCCGAGUGGAGGAAUUUCUUGUUGGUGCGUUUGACGACGAGAUCGGCUAAGGACUCGUAUGGGGUAACUGACGUUUCCGGAUCGAUGGUGUGGUUGCAGUUAUUGCCGAGACCGACUUCGAUGCCCGAGAUUAUGCACUACUAUCAGACGCACCGCAAGCACCGACCGUCGAUGAGUCGGCUCACGCAGGACGGUGAUGGUCAGUUCCUACGCGCCAUUGCACACUCUCUUGAAGACGUAAGCUGAUCUCGUUGCAUCUUUUUUUCGUCUCCAGUCGUCAUCGGCGGCGGCAAAACAGGCUGGAACCGACUCAUGACCAAAUCCGCCGCCGCGUCCAAAUCCGCCUCCUUGACCUCGCAACCAAAGAAAGCGAUGAACUCGUCCGCCGCACUGGCGAUCCUUCAAGACGCCACGAAUUUAAGAAAGAGGGAGACGGAGAAUGAUGAGAAGAGGUGGGCGAGGGAAUGUGUUGAAUGUUGGGCUAGUAAGGCCGGGGCGGUCGGGGCGGUCAAGAAAGGAAACGCGGUGGAGAAUGUGGCCCCGCCCAAGACUGCGGUGUCUAAGAAUGUUUCGAAUUCCAGCUCGUCGGUUGGAGCUGCGAGUGUCAGGGAUGGUGCUGCAGCUUCACGCGUUGUCGAUUCGACUGAGAAAUCAACGACACCCUCGGCAGCUGCAGCGGCCGCGACGACAGCGACGACCACGGCCGAUGCUGGGACCGCUAGCCCUGCUCAUUCGACGUCACCCGUGGUUGAAGACGAUGGCGACGAGCAAGCCGACGAAUUCCAGCACGGGAUGUUUGCUGGCGCGGGCAAGUUCCUGCUCGCGGGUGGAUUAGCCGGAGCUGUUUCCCGCACGGCGACGGCCCCCUUUGAUCGCCUCAAGGUCUACCUCAUCACCUCACCUUCCACAUUACAACCUGUUACACCGCGCUACGUGCCCAGUCUAGGGAGUCCCGAAGCAGCAGCACCAUCACGACCGACGAAGAAAGUCCGACGAGGCAAGGGGAGCAUCCCCGCAGCCGUCCGAGCGAUCUGGCGCCAAGGUGGAGGUCCCGCAGCGUUCUGGACGGGCAACGGUCUGAACGUGAUCAAGAUCUUCCCCGAGUCGGCGAUCAAAUUCCUCUCUUACGAAUCCGCCAAGCGCGUCUUUGCACAAUACUGGGACCGCGUCCCGGACCAAACGAUGAUAUCCAACUCGAGUCGCUUCGUCUCGGGAGGGAUAGGUGGUGUCCUCUCCCAAUUCGUCAUCUACCCUAUCGAGACCCUCAAAACGCGCGUCAUGUCCUCCACGGGAGGGGAACAUAAAGGCAAUGCCUUGAUCUUUGAAACCGCGAAAAACAUUUGGAGGAAGGGUGGGGUCAAGUUGUACUUCAGGGGUUUACCGGCCGGGUUGAUUGGGGUGUUCCCUUAUUCGGCGAUUGAUAUGUCGACGUUCGAAGGCAUCAAGUUGGCGUAUACCAAGUGGGCGGGGGAGGAACCGGGCAUUCCGGGAAGUUUGGCCUUUGGCGCGCUGAGUGGGGGUGUGGGCGCGACGAGUGUUUAUCCUUUGUAAGUGCUCACGAGAAGAUUCAUUUCGCUGCUAGAACCCGCGUUUAAAGUAGCUCAUCCCCCUACGUUACUUUCCAUAGGAACCUAGUCCGCACGCGCCUCCAGGCACAAGGCACGCCCGCCCACCCUCAAACCUACACUGGCGUCCGCGACGCCGCUCGUAAAUGCUACCAACGUGAAGGCUGGCGAGGGUUCUACAAGGGACUUACCCCGACGUUGGUCAAGGUCGUUCCUGCGGUCGCGAUAUCGUAUGCGGUUUAUGAUGCGUCCAAGAAGGUCUUGUUCGGGAGGGAGGAGGGGUGUCAUGGUGGUGCGAGCUCAUCGGCAUCUUCCGCUUCGGCGAGUAUGGAUGAGGAUUGUACGGAGGAGUAG